AUGGAGGAUGUCAGAAUUUCACUCGAUGACCUGGAGAAGGGCUUGGAGAACACGGCUUUCGACUCCAUGGUAAAUCUUCCCUUCUCUUCUGCACUGGCCUUUGGACCUGCUUUGAGAACACUGACUAACAGGAUGUUUGACAGGAAGAAGAGGAACUCCCUGAGGGAGCACAGAAUCUGCCUCCUGAGAACAACAGACAGGAGAGAGCUGAACACUCCACCUUCUGGAGGCCCCUCGACCUCUACAAACUGCAGUAUCUCCACAGCUUGCCCACACUGCAGAAGCCUGGACCAACAUAACUUCAUGCACUGUUCCAAGAGGAAGCAUUUCUGUGAAGAACUUAUGGUUGAAGUUCUGGACAGGCCAACAAGCAGGUCGAGUACCAAGGGGAAAGGGGCUUGUGACCAGAGAAAAGACAUACGGAGAGGAGCUUUGCUUGUGCGUCGGUGUCUCUGUUUGCAUCUCCCCAGGCGUGCAGCACAGCCCGGGUUGCGGGCCAGAAGAGUGUGUAAGGCUCAUGUCAAGGUGCUCCGGAAGGUCUUCCUGGGCCUCCUGUGUGCAGCAUACUUGGCCUAUUUCAUUGCGGCCUGUUGGCUGGACUUCCAGCGAGCCAUUGCCUUGGUCGUUAUUACUGGUCUGGUCAUCUUCUUUGUGGUCUGGGGGCUCAUUCAGAAACACUGUGGAGCAAAGCUGAUGAAGCUUCUGAGCCCCUGUCGGAAAUGUUGCCUGAAGUCCUGGCCAUGGCUAAAAUGGGUGUUCUGGCUGGCCAUUCUGGUUGGUCUGGUCACGUGGCUGGUUCUGGACACCUCCAAAAGGCCAGAGCAGUUGAUUUCAUUUGCUGGCCUCUGCGCAUUUGUUCUGUUCCUCUUUGCCUGCUCCAAGCACCAUGCUGCAGUGCCCUGGAGAGCCGUCUUCUGGGGCCUUGGCCUGGAGUUCGUUCUUGGGCUCUUUAUAAUCAGAACGGAUCCUGGAUUUGAAGCAUUCCAAUGGCUUGGCAAUCAGAUCCAGAUCUUUCUGAGUUACACCACCGCUGGCUCCAGCUUCAUCUUUGGGGACAGACUGAUCACGGAGGCCUUUGCCUUUCAGGCUUUACCGAUUGUCGUGUUCUUCAGCUGUGUGAUGUCCAUUCUCUACUACGUUGGCCUCAUGCAGUGGCUCAUCCUGAAGAUCUCCUGGCUGCUGCAAAUCACCAUGGGUACUACGCCCACUGAGACUCUCAGUGUGGCAGGAAACAUCUUUGUAGGACAGACAGAGGCCCCGCUGCUGGUCCUCCCCUACCUGGCAGACAUGACACUCUCAGAAGUCCAUACAGUGAUGACCGGGGGCUUCGCCACCAUUGCCGGCAGUGUGAUGGGAGCCUACAUGUCAUUUGGGAUCGACCCCUCCUCACUGAUCGCUGCCUCUGUGAUGGCUGCGCCUUGUGCUCUCGCCAUGGCCAAGCUGGUCUACCCAGAAGUGGAAGAGUCCAAAUUCAAGAGCAAGGAAGGCGUGAAGCUCGCUAGAGGGGCUGAGCAGAAUAUCCUGGAAGCUGCCAGCAAUGGUGCCGCUGCCUCCGUGGGGCUGGUCGCUAACAUUGCAGCCAACCUGAUUGCCUUCCUGGCUGUGCUGAAGUUCAUCAAUGUUGCCCUGUCCUGGUUCGGGGAGAUGGUGAACAUCAAGGAGCUCUCGUUCCAGAUAAUCUGCUCCUACAUCCUGAUGCCUGUGGCCUUCCUCAUGGGGGCAGACUGGGCAGACUCACCUCUGGUGGCCGAGCUGUUAGGCAUCAAAAUCUUCCUGAACGAGUUUGUGGCAUAUGAGCAGCUGUCGACGUACAAGAAGAACCGGCUGUCGGGGCUGGAGGAAUGGAGCGGGGGUCGCAAGCAGUGGAUUUCGAUGCGAGCCGAAACCAUUACGACCUUUGCCCUCUGUGGAUUCGCCAAUCUCAGCUCCAUUGGGAUCAUGCUGGGAGGACUGACGUCCAUGGUUCCCCAGCGGAAGAGUGAGUUUGCUAGCAUCGUGCUGCGAGCGCUGCUCACCGGGGCCUGUGUCUCCAUGCUCAACGCUUGUGUCGCAGGCAUCCUGUAUGUGCCCCGAGGGGAAGUGGCCGACUGCUCUGCGUUCCUGAGCACGGCAACCUUUAACACCACCAGCUACGACAUCUACAUGUGCUGCCGGCAGCUGUUUGCUAACACUGUGCUCAGCAACAAUGGGACCUUAUCCUUCACCGGCAGCUGGGUGGGACUUGAGUUCAGCAUGGCCUCUCUGACACAGUGCUGCGGGCACUACAACAACACAGUCUGCGCUGGGCUGCCCUAG
This is a messenger RNA of Gopherus flavomarginatus (Mexican gopher tortoise), 2295 nucleotides long. Its product is annotated as sodium/nucleoside cotransporter 1-like. Gene Ontology annotation, biological process: nucleoside transmembrane transport. Bases 1 to 2295 code for a protein of 764 amino acids. Gene Ontology annotation, molecular function: nucleoside:sodium symporter activity. Gene Ontology annotation, cellular component: membrane. The record is from RefSeq and is a predicted model, not a curated record. Lineage: Eukaryota; Metazoa; Chordata; Testudines; Testudinidae. The transcript has 17 exons.